This is a messenger RNA of Theobroma umbraticum, 2887 nucleotides long. Lineage: Eukaryota; Viridiplantae; Streptophyta; Magnoliopsida; Malvales; Malvaceae. The record is from RefSeq and is a predicted model, not a curated record.
UGACAAAGCUGAAGAGUGCUGCUGCCUUUAUACCAAUGCAUUAAUGUUAGUACCAAUCCUCACUGACAUACCAUUAGCAUAGCUAACACUCCAUGCUUCUGUAAGUCUUGGGAUAGCAAGAGGGUGGUAGGGCUUUUCUUACCAUUUAUUGCAGUACACUGUAGAGAGCAGCAGAUAUGGGCAUGGCAAGGACUUGUGUCAUACAGAAAAUUGUUUUUGAUAUCUGAAUUUGAUUGCUUGACAUUGACAAUGGCUCAAAGGGCAUGUUGCCUAAGGAAAUGCAUACCUUCAGGCGAGCAUUCAAGAUCGAUCCCUAGUCCAACAUGUUUCUUAAGGAGAAUUUGAGUUUUUCUGGUGGCUAAAGAAGGGAGCAGUGGAAAGUUUAGGAGUAUGCAUAGGGAAGGCACAACCUUUGAGGCUUUGAUAUCCACAGAUGAUAGCAGGUAAGAAACUUCCUCUAGGGUCACUGGGACUUCCACUCAUUGGGGAGUCCAUAAGCUUUGUCAGGGCGCAUAAACAUGAUCAAACUGUCGAUUGGAUUCAAAAGCAUGUAAACAAGUAUGGACCAGUAUUCAAGACCUCACUCAUGGGUUCAAAUGCAGUGUUUUCGACUGGCCAAGCUCGUAAUUGUUUCAUAUUCAGUGGGAGAGACAAUGGCAUUGCGAGCAACCAAGUUGGAACUGCAGCAGGCAUACUUGGAAAGCACAGCAUCUUUGAGCUUCCAGGGCUUUGACAUAAGAUUGUCAGAGGUGCAAUAUUGAGCUUUUUGAAACCUGAAAGUAUCCAAAGAUUUGUUUCUGCAAUGGAUUCAUUAGUCCAGCAAGAAAUGUUCCAAGAACUAAGCGGUACAGAUACAGUUAAAAUGGUGACACUAAUAAAAAAGAUCACUUUCAAUGUCAGCUGCAGUUUACUCUUCAGAUUACAAAGCAAGGAGGAAGAUUAUCUGUUUGAAGAUUUUAUUGUUGCCAUCAAAGGUUUAUGGGCUAUCCCAUUAAAAUUUCCAGGGACUGCAUACCAUAAGGCAUAGCAGGCACAAGGCAGAAUAUCUAGGCUUCUCUCCAAACUAAUAAAAGGAAGGAAGAAGGAAAUAGACGAAGGGAGCAAAGGCUCUUUAGAUGACAAUGAUCUUAUCUCCAGUCUGCUUAUCCUGAGAGAUGAAAAUGGUGAUCCAUUACUAGAGGAGGAAAUCAUAGAUAAUGUGAUCUCUGUAAUGAUUGCUAGCCAUGAUACAACAUGUUUUGGCCUUUACAUCCUACUCAAAACAAGAAUGGAUAUCCUGCCUGGCCUUCCAGAGCCUUCUUCUGACUUAAAACUACAGUUCACAUCCAUAGUUUUGGCAACUCUAGUUGCUGUCCUUUGCUGCUUCAAAUUUAUAGUCUCACCACUUCUAGGCAAGAAACUCCCACCAGGUUCAUUCGGGUUCCCACUUAUUGGGGAGUCUAUCAGCUUUGCAAGGGCACAAACACAAGACAGGACUCCUGAAUGGAUUCUGAACCGGAUCAAGAAGUAUGGACCGGUAUUCAAGACCUCCAUCAUGGGUGCAAAAAUGGUGGUUUUGACUGGCCAAGCAGGAAAUCGUUUUGUAUUUAAUGGUGGUGACCAUGGGAUUUCAUGCAAUCAACCAACCUCAGUGGUCAGGGUGCUCGGGAAGUACAGCCUUUUUGAGAUGUCAGGGUCCCGACACAAGCUUGUCAGGGGUGCAAUAACCAACUUUCUAAAACCAGAAAGCAUCCAACGGUUUCUUGCCAAAAUGGAUUCUCUUGUCCAGAAACAAUUACUCAAGGAACUUCAUGGCAAGGAUUCAAUAAAAAUUGUGCCACUAAUGAAGAAGAUAACAUUCAAUAUAACCUGCAGUAUAUUUUUUGGAUUACCUGACGGCAAGGAGAAAGAUGAGCUAUUGAAAGAUUUUUCACUCACUGUCAAAGGAGUAUGGGCAAUUCCAUUCAAUAUUCCAGGGACUGUAUUUCAUAGAGCAAUGCAGGCGCGGCGCAGGGUCUGUAAGUUGCUUUCGAAUCUGAUAAUGAUCAGGAAAAAACAAGAAGAGGAAGGAACAGUUGAUCCUAACGAUGACAACAUUAUAUCUAGCCUCCUUGUUCUGAGGGAUGAAAAUGGACUGCCUUUACUAGAGGAAGAAAUUCUUGAUGUUUUCCUUUCAUUGAUAAUGGCUAGCCAUGAUACAACUGCAAUUCUACUGACCCUCUUCAUAAGACACCUUUCUAGGGAUGCAGAGGUAUCAGGAAAGGUGGUUGAAGAACAAAAUGAAGUCGUUAAGGCCAUGAACACAAAUGGUGGAAAGCUCACCUGGAGUGAAAUACAGAUGAUGAGAUAUACAUGGAGUGCAGCUCAAGAGCUCGUGAGGGUAAAUCCCCCAAUGCUUGGCAGUUUUCGUCUGGUAACCAAAGACAUUACAUUUGAUGGCUAUGACAUUCCCAAAGGAUGGCAGAUAUUUUGGGUGGCUCCAGGCACUCACAUGGACAGCAACAUAUUUGAAGAUCCUGAGAAGUUUGAUCCAUCAAGAUUUGAAAACUCAUCAAAAUCAUUCCCUCCAUACACUUACGUUCCUUUCGGAGCAGGGCCUCGAAUUUGCGCCGGAGUAGAAUUUGCUAGAGUUGAAGCAUUGCUGAUAAUCCAUCAUCUUGUAACAAAGUAUAGUUGGACAGAAAUGAUUCCUGAUGAGCCUAUCACCCGCGAACCAAUGCCAUACCCUGCCAUGGGACUUCCAGUCAAGCUUUAUCCAAAGAAUUGAUAACCUAGAAGGCCAAAUUUUAGAAACUUAUAUGUGGCCUGGAGAUUUUAGAAUGAACAGAUAAAAUCAUGAGAUACUUUGGUUUGAUUAUUUAUUGUUUUGAGUAAAACUAUUUACUGCAAUCUGAGAUUUUGAUCCUAA